Messenger RNA from Anoplophora glabripennis (Asian longhorned beetle), 969 nucleotides. RefSeq lists its product as uncharacterized. NCBI's taxonomy places the organism in Eukaryota, Metazoa, Arthropoda, Insecta, Coleoptera, Cerambycidae. The annotation marks the transcript as partial. The record is from RefSeq and is a predicted model, not a curated record. The transcript has 2 exons.
UUUCAGACUGACGGACCAGAAGCAUCUCAUUUAUUAGAAAAAUUUCCACAACCCCAUCAGAACAAAACAUUGGAAUCUGGAAAACUGUCAAGAAAAAGCAGUCAUAGUAUUUUUUCAAGUCAAUAUCUUAGAAAUGAAGAUGAUCCAUUUCAAGCGGGUUAUGAAAUAACAGAUCCCGGAACUCCUAUGAUGAUAAAAGCAAAUGAUGGUUGGUAUUCGCAAAGCAGAUCUCAAAUUGGUUCGAGGCUUUCUUUACAUUCGAAUAAGGGUAUAAAACAAACUUCAGGACAAAAUUCGAUAGGUGUCUCUAAAAGACCUUCUUACAAUAAUUUAGCUGAUCACGGCAGAGAAUAUAGAAAAAGAGAAAGAAAAAUGUCUCAAAGUAAACCAGUUAUUAGAGAGGAAGUCGAAGAUUUAGGAAAUGACGCAUCAAAAGACGAUAAAAAAGCAGUUCAAUCACAGAUAUCUAAAAAUUAUCCUAAUGAAAAGGAAGUAUUAAAGAGUGCAGCAAAAAAAUUAGAAGCAUACAAAGAGAAAGAUAACGAACCACCUCAAGAUGAAGAAGCACAACAACUUGAAAAUCUAAGUUUGCUCAAAAAGAUAUCCAUAUUUUUUGAUUUUGAGUUAUUCAAAGAUUUCACUUACGUGAAUCUUAUGUUAGGAAUCACAGUUGCUAAUUUUGCAGAACUAAAUUUUUCUAUUCUCACCCCAAUCAUACUCGAGGAAUUUGGGUUUGAAAAAUACGAAACAGCUACAUUUAUGUCUUUACUUGGAAUAACUGAUAUAGUAAUUAGAUUUUUCAUUCCAUUCAUUGCGGAUAAAAUUGGUUGGAGUAAUAGAACAUUUUUCUUAUUAGGUGUAAUGAGCAUGGCAUUAGGAAGAAUAAAGCAACGCCAGCGGUGGUACAGGGUAGUCGCAGGAAAAAUAAAAGAGAACGACUUACCUUACCUGGAACAGGUCUUCCAAUGA